Messenger RNA from Triticum aestivum (bread wheat), 3226 nucleotides. Its product is annotated as L-type lectin-domain containing receptor kinase IX.1. The transcript is spliced from 5 exons. Lineage: Eukaryota; Viridiplantae; Streptophyta; Magnoliopsida; Poales; Poaceae. The record is from RefSeq and is a predicted model, not a curated record. Gene Ontology annotation, molecular function: chitinase activity; protein kinase activity; ATP binding. The coding region runs from base 1311 to 3191 and encodes 626 amino acids. Gene Ontology annotation, biological process: chitin catabolic process; protein phosphorylation; cell wall macromolecule catabolic process.
CGAUUCCAUGCUGAGCGGCCGCAACAUGAGCGGGUGCGAGGGAGGCGCCUUCUACACCUACGACGCGUUCCUGGAGGCGGCCAACGCGAGCGUGUUCCGUGGCUUCGGCACCACCGGCGACGACGCGACCCGCCGGCGGGAGUUCGCCGCCUUCUUCGGGCAGACCUCCUUCGUAACCACCGGCUACUGCUACGUGAAGGCGGUGAACCGGGCGAGCGCGCCCUACUACGGCCGAGGCCCCAUACAGCUAACCACCCGACGGCUCGCCAUGCCUCAUCCACCUGCCGCCCUGUGUUGUGCUGCUGGUGCUCCUCCUCUCCCCACGCUCCGGUAGCGUCGUCGAGCUGCUGCUGCUCCUGUGCGUUUGCCGGAUGUGGUGCGUGGAGGGUGCCGUCGACAGUCCGAGCCCGAGGACGGUGGUGUCUGUCCAUGGUGAGCUCGGCGAGGGCGCGCCAGACAGGAGGCAAGCUCGGACUACAGUGUUUUUCUCUGUGUAUGCAGCAGUAGGAGCAGCAACAGCCGGGUGCCCAGGUGCUGGAGCACGCACGCACACAACACACGCACAGAUCACGCACUCACGCCCAGGUGCCAGAGCAUGAACGCACACAAUGUACGUACAGCACUAACACACACACAAAGCACGCCCAGCACACGCACGCCUAGCACACAUCGCGCACGGCCAGGUGCUAGAGAAUGCGCGCACACAGAGCACUCACGCCCAGGCACACAUCAGCUGGUCGUCCGCCUCGAGGCGCCGCCAUCCGUCCGGCUCGAGCGCGACAUGCUUUUCAAGGAUGCCGUCCAGUGGUCGCCGCUGUCCACGGCGGACCGCGAGCUCGACGGCGAUGAGGCCUGGCUGCCAGCUUGAGUCAUUGCAGUGGAUACGUGCGUCGCCGGCAGCCGUUUCUUGCCCCUUGCGACGCAUACGGCCGAUGCUGCUGCCGGCUGGCCUCCCGCCUUGAAGACGAGAGCGUCCCUUGCCACGUCGGUCAUGCUGCUCGCCGAGGCCGUGCGCGUGGCCACCGCAGCCUCGCGCGGCACCGUCCCGAGCGGCGGUACAGGAUGGUUCUGCGCCAAGAGAUAGCGAGCGAGGAGCAGAUAUGGCAGGGGGAGGCGGCAGCCUGACAGAGGUCAGCAGCGGUUGGGGAUAGCCGGCGGGAAGCGUCCCGGCUAAGGGAGUGUGGAGUCAAAGAAAGGGCGGCGGGGAGAAGAGAGGCGAAGGGAAGCUCGCGGCGCCGCCGCGGCGUUCAUGUCAAUACUGCAAUACGUGAGACCGUCAGAAAGAAUGGGAGAGAGCCAAGCGUGAUUCGAUGUGCAGUUCAUGGGUAUUUUCGUCUUCUCAUGGCGGGCCCAUCUUAUCAGGGGCAAUUCCUCAAGUUUUUGGAAAAGUUGUGGCAAAUCAUCAGUGUCAAAAUAAAGGAGGGCAAAUCCUCAAAGUGCAGGGAAAGGUGUGGCAAAUCCUCAAAUUCCCCUUGAUUUGUACCCUGCUUUCUCUUACAAGCGAGGACAACUACCGGCAGGCAGGGAGGGUGCUGGGGCUGGACCUGCUGCGCAACCCGGACCUCGUGUCCACAGACCCCGCCGUCGCCUUCAAGACGGCCAUCUGGUUCUGGAUGACGGCGGCGGCUCCGAGCCCGUCGUGCCACGCCGUGAUGACCGGCGGCUGGACGCCGUCCGCCCAAGACCGCCACGCGGGGCUGCUCCCCGGGUACGGCAUGACCACAUACAUCCUCAACGGCGGGACGGAGUGCAACGAGACCUCCGCGGCGGCCCAGGACAGGGUCAACAACUACUACAAGAAGUACUGCGACAUCCUCCAAGUGGGGUAUGGUAACAACACCUUCUGUCAGAAGGACGAGCUAGCUCAGCCACCAUCGUCGUCUCUGCAUCCUCCUCCAGAAACGUCGGGAGAACCUUCGCCUCCGCCUCCGUCAAGGGCGGUUCUGAUCGGCGUCUCUAGUUCAAUCUCCCUCUUGAUCAUUAUCGGCUCCUUGAUCGGUUUCCUUUUAUGGCGGCGGCGACGGCGAAAGCAAGGUGAAAUCCACGAGGAAGCAAUGGAGCAUUGGUCAGAAGAGGAUAACUUCUUCGACAUUGACCAGGCCAUGGAAGACGAUUUCGAGAAAGGCUCCGGGCCCAGGCGGUUUCGUUACAAGGAUCUGGUCGUCGCCACCGGCAAUUUCUGUGAUGAGAACAAGCUCGGACAAGGAGGCUUUGGCUCCGUGUACAGAGGGUUUCUGAAUGAAUUGAACCUUCAAGUUGCUAUCAAGAGGAUCUCCAAGGACUCCAAGCAGGGGAGGAAGGAGUACGCCUCUGAGGUGAGGGUCAUAAGCCGGCUCCGGCACAAGAACCUCGUGCAGCUCAUCGGCUGGUGCCACGAAGGCGGCAAUCUGCUCCUCGUCUACGAGUUGAUGCCCAAUGGCAGCCUCGACGGGCAUCUGUACGACGCCAAUAACGUCGUGCUCCCAUGGCCCUUAAGACAUGAGAUUCUGCUCGGACUAGGCUCGGCGCUUCUCUACCUACACCAGGACUGGGACCAAUGCGUCCUGCAUAGGGACAUCAAGCCAAGCAACAUUAUGCUAGACUCGUCGUUCAAGGCAAAGCUCGGUGACUUCGGGCUCGCCAAGCUCGUCCAACAUGGCCGAAGAUCACUGACAACAGAUUUCGCAGGCACGAUGGGGUACAUGGAUCCAGAGUGCAUGACCACUGGCAAGACCAACCCCGAGUCAGAUGUAUACAGCUUCGGUGUCGUCCUCCUCGAGACUGCUUGCGGCAGGCGGCCUGUGGUGGUACCCCAGCCGGAGGAGGAUGACGCGGUCCACCUAGCUCAGUGGGUCUGGGAUCUGUAUGGCAAGGGGAGGAUUCUAGACGCCGCCGACCAGCGAUUGGGUGGAAAGUUUGAUGCCCAGGAGAUGGAGCGUGUGAUGAUUGUUGGGCUCUGGUGUUCUCAGCUCGACUUCAAAAUGAGACCGUCUAUCAGGCAGGCUGUAAACGUGUUGCGGUCAGAGGCGUCGCUCCCGAGUCUCCCCACGCUGAUGCCGAUUGCAUAUUACAUGCCGCCGGUUGGCACACGAAGAUUUACAUCUUCAUCUGCAACAAAACGGCAGCAGCAGUGGCACUUCUACAUCAUCAAUGGGAGCAUCAGCGCGGCCACCACUCAGUCAAGAUUGAUUGUAGGUAGAAUUUUUCUAUGACAAGCUUGUUCUGGAGUGUUUAUUUAUGUGUUCAA